UUCCGGAUUGCGAGUUUUUAAUCCACUCACGCUUCUUUAGGGAGGUUUGUGGGUUAAAUGUGGUGUUAAACCGAGUUUUACACUUUUUCCUGGCUUUGAGGAAUUUCUACAGUCGACCUGAGCGCUGGAAUAAAUAAAAAUGCCAAGUUUUCUCCGGAGAGCCUGGUCCUCUGAUGAAAAGCUCAAUGGCAAAACUGUGCUGAUCACAGGUGCCAACACUGGCAUCGGAAAAGAAACUGCCAAAGACCUGGCGAAGAGAGGGGCAAAGAUCAUCAUUGCAUGCAGAGACAUGGAGAAAGCACAGGAGGCCUUGACAGAAAUCAUCGAAACCUCAGGCAACGACAACGUCAAGUGCAUGAAACUCGACUUGUCUGACAGCAAGUCCAUAAGAGAGUUUGCUGAAGCCAUCAACAGAGAUGAGCCAAAACUCAACAUCCUCAUCAACAACGCUGGAGUGAUGGUUUGUCCUUAUGGGAAAACUGCAGACGGCUUUGAGACGCAGAUUGGUGUUAAUCACUUUGGUCAUUUCCUGUUGACCCACAUGUUGCUUGACCUGAUUAAAAGAUCGGCACCAGCCAGGAUCAUCACCGUGUCCUCCAUGGCUCACAGCUGGGGCUCCAUCAAUCUGGAGGACAUCAACAGCGAGAAGAGUUACGACAAGCGCAAAGCUUACUCCCAGAGCAAACUGGCCAACAUCCUCUUCUCAAGAUCGCUGGCUAAACGACUAGAAGGCACAGAUGUGACAACUUACUCUCUCCAUCCUGGGGUUGUUCAGACUGAUUUGUGGCGUCAUCUCACCGGCCCUCAGCAGUUCAUCAUGAAGAUAGCGAAGCCCUUUACCAAAAACUCUGUCCAGGGAGCUCAGACGACAAUCUACUGCGCCGUGGAACCAUCACUGGUGAAUGAGACCGGUCAAUACUACAGUGACUGUACUCGUACCAGCUGCUCCUCUGCUGGUAAAGACGAUGACGUGGCACAGAAGCUGUGGGAGCUGAGCUGCCGUAUGCUCAACAUAACAUGGGAAUGAACCAACCUGGAAGGAAAAGAAAAUCUUUACAGAGUUUCUCUGCUAACUGAUGCACUGAUAUCAGAUUUCACUUCUACUGCCUGCCAGGAAAUAAGGUGCAAAAGACCUAAUAAACUUACAUUCAGUUGUAUAUUUUUCCAACGUUUGCUGUAUAUGUAUGAGCUGCACAGCUAAGAAGAUCCCCAGUGCGUUCUGGCCUGGGCCUGGGAUCUUUGUGUAUGGAGUUUGCAUGUCCUCCCACAGUCCAACAACGUGCUCAGGUUAAGUGAUAAUUGUAAAUUACUUGUAGGUGUGAAUGUGAGUGUGAUUAUUUGUCUUUAUGUGUGACCCUGUGAUAGACUGAUGAUCUGUCCAGGUGUCCCCUACCUUCACCCUAAGUCAGCUGGGAUAGACUCCAGCCCCCCUGUGACCCUAAUAAGGAUUAAGUGGUAUAUAGAUGUUGGAUGAAUGUUGUAUAUUUUACGUAAGAACCACAAUUAAUCAAUGUAACUGUAUAUUUUAUGUAAAGUUUCUGAUCUUGAUGUGUCCAGUUUACUAUAAGUUUAAAUGAUUUUCUAUUCAUUUUGAUAAAAGCUGGUCAAAGGUUAUUUCAAUGCAGUUAGUGGAAUACUUUAGGGAUAAACUUCAGUGACUUGGACCCCAUUCUUCUCUGUGUCUUAAAGGAUUUUUUGUGUCUGUAUUUUCUGACAUAAACUCACUCUUACACUCCAUAA
Molecule: messenger RNA, 1740 nt
Organism: Amphiprion ocellaris (clown anemonefish)
Lineage: Eukaryota; Metazoa; Chordata; Actinopteri; Pomacentridae
Product: retinol dehydrogenase 12-like
Exons: 7
Coding region: 140-1027 (295 amino acids)
Source: RefSeq, a predicted model, not a curated record